GUGGACAUUGAAGGUCCUGAGGGGAAACUGAAGGGCCCCAAGUUCAAGCUGCCCGAGAUGCACAUCAAGGCGCCCAAGGUCUCCAUGCCUGACCUCGAUCUGAACCUGAAAGGUCCCAAAAUCAAAGGAGACGUAGACAUGGCCGUGCCGGGAGUCGAGUGUGAGCUCAAAGGUCCUGAGGUCAAUGUUGGAGUUCCUGCCUUAGAGCUCGGAGCCCCCGAUGUCAACGUUGACAGCCCGGAGUGUAAAUUCAAGCUGCCCAAAUUCAAAAUGCCCAAGUUCUCCAUGCCUGGCUUUAAAGGGGAGGGUGUGGACGUGGACGUGAACCUCCCCAAGGGAGACCUCGACCUUUCAGGCCCCAGCCUAGAAGCUCCUGAUCUUAACGUGGAUGGCAACGUCAAAGGUCCCAAAUUCACGAUGCCUGAGAUGAACAUCAAGGCUCCCAAGGUCGACUUUAACAUCAAGGGGCCUCAGCUGAAAGGAGACGUAGGUCUUUCCUCACCUGGCCUUGAAGGUGACUUCAAAGCCCCCCACAUUGACGUGAAAGCCCCCAAGCUGGACGUUGAGGGUCCCGAUGUGACCAUUGAAGGCCCUGAAGGGAAACUCAAAGGCCCCAAGUUCAAGAUGCCCGAGAUGCACAUCAAGGCGCCCAAGUUCUCCAUGCCCGACGUUGACUUCAACCUGAAGGGCCCCAAGCUGAAGGGAGACAUCGAGGUCUCCGCACCCAAGCUGGAAGGGGAUCUCCAGUGUCCCGACGUUGACAUCAAAGGCCCCAAGUUGGACAUUCAAGCGCCUGAUGUGACCAUCGAAGGGCCCGAAGGAAAAGUGAAAGGCCCUAAGUUCAAAAUGCCAGAAAUGCAUGUGAAGACCCCCCAGAUCUCCAUGCCGGACAUCGAUUUGAACCUGAAGGGCCUGAAGAUGAAAGGAGACGCCGACCUUCACGGCCCGAAGCUUGAGGGAGGUCUGAAGGGUCCUGAAGUCGACGUCAAGGGCCCCAAAGUCACCAUUGAGGGCCCAGAGGUUGACGUCGAUGGUCUGGAAGGAAAAAUCAAGAUGCCUAAAAUGAAGCUGCCCAAGUUGGGCUUCAAAGGAGAAGGUCCCGACGUUGACGUGAAGCUGCCAAAGGCCGAGGUUGAUCUUGAGGGCCCCAAGGUUGACAUUGGCGUCCCAGAGGUGAGCGUCGAAGGUCCUGAGGGCAAACUGAAAGGUCCUAAAAUGAAGAUGCCCGAAAUGCACGUGACUGUUCCCAAGAUUUCAAUGCCCGAGAUCGACUUGAGCCUGAAAGGCCACAAAACGAAGGGUGGCUUCGACCUUUCGACACCAAAGAUCGAAGGCAACCUCAAAGGUCCUGAAGUCGAGCUCAAGGGCCCCGAAUUCGGAGUCAAAAGCCCCGAAGUCGACGUCGAAUGUCCUGACCUCAACGUCGAAGGCCCGGAGGCAAACGUCAAAUUCCCCAAGUUCAAGAAAUCAAAGUUUGGGUUUGGGAUGAAAAGCCCGAAAGCCGAAAUCAAGGCACCGGCAGCGGAAGUGGAUUUACCAGAGGUGGAGCUCAACGUGGAGUCGCCCGACAUCAGCGUUGGCGGAAAGGGGAAGAAGAGCAAGUUCAAGAUGCCCAAAAUUCACAUGAGCGGCCCCAAGGUCAAAGGGAAAAAAGGCGGCUUCGACGUCAACGUGGCCGGUGGAGACCUCGACGCGAAUCUGAGAUCUCCCGACCUGGACGUCAACGUCACCGGCCCAGAUGUGACGCUAAAAGGUGGCGACGCGGCAGUCAAGUCCCCCAAAGGGAAGAAACCCAUGUUUGGGAAAAUCUCCUUCCCUGACGUCGAGUUUGACCUGAAAUCGCACAGAUUCCGGGCAGAGGCCUCCGUCCCCAAAAUCGAAGGGGAUCUCAAAGCGCCCGACCUCGAUGUCAAAGGCCCGAAUCUCAACGUCGACCUCGACGCUUCCGUGAACAAACCGAAGCUCCAACUUCCCGGCGGGCAGGUGCAAAUCGAGGGUGACCUGAAAGGACUCGACGUCAACGUCCCCUCGCUCUCGGGGCCGGAGGUCGGCUUCGACGUGAAAGGACCAAAAGUAAAAGGUGGAGUCGGCGUUCCUGGAGUAGAACUGGAAGGUCCCGAAAUAAAGCUCAAAGGGCCCCAAAUCUCUGGCCUGGCUUUUGAUGGAAACCUCCAAGGACCAAAACUGGAUGUUUCGAGCUCCGUGGAAGGGCCCAACGUCACCGUGGACGUGCCAGGUGUCGACAUCGGAAGUUUGGGAGGGAAGGUGAAGCUGCCCAAGGUGAAAUCACCGACGCUGGAGGCGCCGGAGCUGAGCGUGAAAGGAGGCGUCGACUCCUCCAUCCGCCCGCUGGAGGUGGACGUGAAAGGUUUGGAUGUCAACCUGAAAGGACCAAAGGUGAAAGGAGAUCUUGACGUUUCCGCCACCGUCCAAUCCCCCAAAGCUUCGGCGGACGCGUCUGAUGUUGGUUUGGAGAUCUUGGGUGGGACGAUCAAGCUCCCGUCCCUCAAGCUCCCCCAGUUCGGUAUUUCCAGCCCCGGGGUGAAUGGGGCCGACGUUGGUCUUGAAGGUCCCCAAGUGAAAGGUUUGGAAGGACCCGAUGUGGAACUGAAAGGGCCGAAAUUUCAAGCGCAGUCACCAGACGUUGACCUGAAGCUGAAAGGACCAAGCCUCCGGGGCGGCGUAGACAUCGCCG
Apaloderma vittatum (bar-tailed trogon) is the source of this 2695-nucleotide messenger RNA. Its product is annotated as neuroblast differentiation-associated protein AHNAK-like. The annotation marks the transcript as partial. Gene Ontology annotation, biological process: regulation of RNA splicing. Gene Ontology annotation, cellular component: cytoplasm; nucleus; costamere. The transcript has a single exon. The record is from RefSeq and is a predicted model, not a curated record. NCBI's taxonomy places the organism in Eukaryota, Metazoa, Chordata, Aves, Trogoniformes, Trogonidae.